Equus quagga is the source of this 372-nucleotide messenger RNA. Its product is annotated as keratin-associated protein 21-1-like. Lineage: Eukaryota; Metazoa; Chordata; Mammalia; Perissodactyla; Equidae. The record is from RefSeq and is a predicted model, not a curated record. The transcript has a single exon. The coding region runs from base 1 to 372 and encodes 123 amino acids.
AUGAAUGGUACGCUCUGCCAAUUACUGACAGUAUAUAAAGGGCCAGGAGAAGUAGAAGACACACACACUUCAGAAACCUCCUCUUGCAACCCGCCUGAAUUCUCUUCUCCUGACAACAUGUGUUGCAACUACUAUGGCAACUCCUGUGGCUAUGGCUGCAGAUAUGGCUAUGGCUGUGGGUUUGGCCCCUAUUAUGGCUGUGGGUCUGACUGUGGCUAUGGCUGUGGCUAUGGCCCCCAUUAUGGCUGUGGUUAUGGAACCAGAUAUGGCCAUGGAUACGGUUCCUGCUAUGGCUGUGGAUAUGGCUCUGGUUCUGGUUACUGUGGCCACAGGCCAUUUUUCUACAGAAGAUAUUAUUCUUCUUGCUGCUAG